Molecule: messenger RNA, 414 nt
Organism: Pestalotiopsis fici W106-1
Lineage: Eukaryota; Fungi; Ascomycota; Sordariomycetes; Amphisphaeriales; Sporocadaceae
Exons: 1
Coding region: 1-414 (137 amino acids)
Source: RefSeq, a predicted model, not a curated record
AUGGGCGACACGGUGCCAAAUGUUGAGCACGGCUAUGUCCUAGAGACAUCCGACAAGAACAAUUCCUACGCAGUAGGAUACCCCGUUGGACUGGUCCCCAAGCCACUGGAUCCCGACUCCCCGGGUAUCGCCCUACCCCCUUUUGUUGUCGAGGUCGACUGGCCCGUGGACAAUGAGUGGCAUCAGACCUCGCAAGAUUUUGCCAAUGAGACUGGCAUCACUGCCUACCAGGUUGGCACCAGCUACAGUCCAUUUUACAUCUAUUUCGUCGAGAUUGUCACCAAUGAGCACUACAAUUAUAAAUUCUACGACCAAACAGGGGAGAGUUAUGACUUGGACGUCUUUGUUGACGGCGAUCACGUUAUUCGCUACAACUCGCAGCAGCCAACCAUUGGGCAGAUUAGUGGGAGUUAG